Messenger RNA from Saxophila tyrrhenica, 777 nucleotides. RefSeq lists its product as uncharacterized. The coding region runs from base 1 to 777 and encodes 258 amino acids. Gene Ontology annotation, biological process: carbohydrate transport; transmembrane transport. Gene Ontology annotation, cellular component: membrane. Gene Ontology annotation, molecular function: carbohydrate:proton symporter activity. The record is from RefSeq and is a predicted model, not a curated record. The transcript is spliced from 4 exons. NCBI's taxonomy places the organism in Eukaryota, Fungi, Ascomycota, Dothideomycetes, Mycosphaerellales, Extremaceae.
AUGUUCGGUUAUGAUGCGGGCGUGCUGGGUGGAGUGCAGGAAACAGAACCAUUCCGCGAUGCGAUUGGUAAUCCGUCCGGCACGUACAUCAUUCCUAUGAUAGCGUCGUCGUAUACCCUCGCUUGCUGGGUCUCGAGCACAGCAUACAUGUUUAUAGGCCAUCCGCUUGGAAGGAGACGAACGAUCUUGCUGGGAGACGGCUUUGUCAUCGUCGGCGGCUCGCUACAGGCAUCUUCUUGGUCUGUACCACAGAUCAUCAUUGCGCGAGUCCUCUGCGGGUUCGGCGUGGGGUUGAUCAGCUGUGCCGUCUUGACGUAUAUGUCUGAGAUGAGCAUCAAAAAGACCGAGCGUGGACGGGAGGCAGCAAACCAGUCUUCGUGGUUGAUCGGAGGCGUUGCGUUGGCAUACUGGCUCGACUUCGGCUUUACGCAAUCCGCCAGUCAAUGGUCCUGGAGAAUUCCAAUCGCGCUGCAAUCUCUAUUCGCCGCCAUCUCCUUCGCUAUCAUGUUAAUGCUACCCGACACCCCGAGAUGGUACUACUCAACGGGCCAGACUGAACGAGGGGACAGUGUUCUCGCCAGCCUGCACAGCCAGCCGUUGAUGUCCGAGCCGGUUCAACAUACAAAGACCGAGAUCAUGGAUGCUAUAUCUCUUGAGAGCAGCCACGCCAAGCUCAAUCUGCUUGAUCUGUUGUGGGACAGAAGCAAGCUCAAGAGCGGAAGGAGGCUGCGGAUUGCGUUCUUGAUCCUUACCAUUCAACAACUGAUGGGUGCGUAA